UGCUUUUUCUACGUCUAAAAAUAGUAAUCCAAACUUUAUUCAUUCCCAAAUUCAUGAGAUAAUUAUUUAAUUAUUAAUUGGGCAGGCAUCUAGUCAGGCCUUUCUCUUCACUCGAUUUCUAUCUCUAGGUAAAUCUAUCAAGGAAAACUAGCUGAUGGCAAUGUUGGUUAUUGUUAUUGUGUAGUGAUGGAUCGUUUUUCCUGGUGUGAUGGUAGCUUGUAUCCAGAUGAAAGUCUUGUUGAACAGAGAGGGGGAGUGGCAGUUUACGAUGGCCAAGACAAGACGGCUUUCACUAAUGGACUUCUCAAGCUGACCACACACCGCUUACUUUGGCAGGACCAGAAAAACAGGAAUUGCGUCAUAAGUCUACCCUUGGCAAAUAUCUCAUCACUUGAUGAACAACCAGGGGGUUUAACAAAGAGUGCCAAAAUUGUAGUCCACUUGGUUAAGCCGUUUCCAGGGCAACCACCUGGUCCAGUUUCUCACAGUUCCCAUAGCUACAUCAGACUGUCUUUCAGAGAAUAUGGACAACAAGAGUUCAUGCAGCGUCUAAAGGAAGAAGUGAAAAAGAAGAAAUGGGAGUCACAAUCUGCACCCCAAACUUCUAAUGCUAGCAGCAACCCUGGACUUUUACCUCGACAAAGACCUGGCAUUGUGGGCAUAGAAAGAUCUAUCCAGCAAAAAAACAAGGAAACAAAUAAAAAUAUAUCUCAAGCUUUUCAAGACCUCAGAAAUUUAAUGGAGAAGGCUAGAGAAAUGGUCAGCUUAAGUAAAUCCAUUGCUGCAAAAAUCAAAGAUGUACAAGGGGAGAUUACUGAAGAUGAGACAGUUAAGUUCAAGUCAUACUUGCUGAGUAUGGGUAUACCCAAUCCAGUUACAAAGGAAACCCAUGGAACAGGAGAUAAAUAUUACACCGAGUUGGCCAGACAACUUUCUAGUUUAUUGACUAAGCCUAUAAUGGAAAGUGGAGGAAUGAUGACCCUGACUGAUGUUUACUGUCGUGUCAACAGAGCUCGAGGCAUGGAGCUGUUGUCACCUGAAGAUUUGCUGCAUGCUUGUCAACUGAUGGAGCUUUUAAGACUGCCCAUAAGGCUGCGUACUUUUGAUAGCGGUGUGUCAGUUCUACAGGCAGAGAACCAGAACGAGGAAGAAAUUGUCUCAAAGACUAGUCAAAUGGUUGAGGAACAAGGGUCAUUAACUGCUGAACAGCUGGCUCAGUUACUUGAAGUAGCAGUAACCUUGGCUAGAGAGAGACUUUUCUUAACAGAAAAAAUGGGAGGUGUUUGUAGAGAUGAAACCAUCGAAGGGCUUCGCUUUUUUCCUAAUUUAUUUUUAACCAAAACAUAGCCAGUGUAUUGAUGUGAACUUCAAAUAAUUUACGUUUUUUAAUGCAUGUAUCUUUUAUGUAUGAGACUAAAAUAAAUGAGUUAUAAAAUCGCA
This is a messenger RNA of Physella acuta, 1440 nucleotides long. RefSeq names its product vacuolar protein-sorting-associated protein 36. NCBI's taxonomy places the organism in Eukaryota, Metazoa, Mollusca, Gastropoda, Physidae. Gene Ontology annotation, cellular component: ESCRT II complex; late endosome membrane. Gene Ontology annotation, biological process: protein transport to vacuole involved in ubiquitin-dependent protein catabolic process via the multivesicular body sorting pathway. The record is from RefSeq and is a predicted model, not a curated record. Gene Ontology annotation, molecular function: ubiquitin binding; phosphatidylinositol-3-phosphate binding.